Chanos chanos (milkfish) is the source of this 3996-nucleotide messenger RNA. RefSeq names its product myotubularin related protein 3 (gene mtmr3). Gene Ontology annotation, biological process: phosphatidylinositol dephosphorylation; regulation of autophagy. Gene Ontology annotation, molecular function: phosphatidylinositol-3-phosphate phosphatase activity; phosphatidylinositol-3,5-bisphosphate 3-phosphatase activity; metal ion binding. The coding region runs from base 286 to 3996 and encodes 1236 amino acids. The record is from RefSeq and is a predicted model, not a curated record. NCBI's taxonomy places the organism in Eukaryota, Metazoa, Chordata, Actinopteri, Gonorynchiformes, Chanidae. Gene Ontology annotation, cellular component: membrane; cytoplasm. The transcript has 21 exons.
ACUCCACAGUGGGACGGACUGAAACUGCUUUUGGAUAAGAGACGUUAUUUGUUUAUUUGCUCGUUGUUCAAUUCAAAAACGCAGAUCCUCGAAGAAAACAUUAUCACUUUCUCUUCUGGAGCUUCAUCAGAGAAUUCAAUGUCAUAACCUGGAAGACAGGCGUUUCGAAAAGGAUUCUCAAAACGACAUAUCUUCAUUGCCCUUUUCGACGGAGAUCAGAGCGAGCGAGGGGGGAGAAGUAAAGAAGAGAGAGACGGCAGAGACCCGUACUCCUUCACUGGGGCUAUGGAGGAGGAGGGGCAACAGAGCCUGGAGUGUAUCCAGGCCAAUCAGAUCUUCCCUAGGAAGCCCCCUAUCCUGGAGGAGGAGGAUCUGCAGGUGCCCUUUCCUGAGCUGCAUGGAGAAUUCACUGAGUACGUGGGGAGAGGAGAGGACGCAGUCAUCGCCAUGUCCAGCUAUCGCCUGCACAUCAAGUUCAAAGAGUCCAUCGUCAAUGUUCCGCUGCAGCUGAUUGAGUGUGUUGAAUGUCGGGACAUGUUCCAGCUCCAUGUCACCUGUAAGGACUGCAAGGUCGUCAGGUGUCAGUUCUCAACGUUUGAGCAGUGCCAGGAGUGGCUGAAGCGUCUGACGGCAGCCGUGCGACCUCCCUCGCGCCUGGAGGAGCUGUUUGCCUUUGCCUUCCAUGCCUGGUGUAUGGAUGUAUAUGCUGGAGAGAAGGAGCAACACGGGGAGCUCUGUAGACCAGGCGAUCAUGUGACCUCGCGUUUCCGUAACGAGGUGGAGCGAAUGGGCUUUGACACUCAGAACGCCUGGAGGAUAUCUGAGAUCAACAACAAAUACAAGCUGUGUUCCAGCUAUCCUCAGCUUCUCCUGGUGCCAGCUUGGAUCACCGAUAAGGAGCUGGAGAACGUCGCCGCUUUCCGCUCCUGGAAGAGAAUUCCUGCCGUAGUCUACAGGCACCAGAGCACAGGGGCCGUGAUCGCCCGCUGCGGCCAGCCGGAGGUCAGCUGGUGGGGCUGGCGUAACUCCGACGACGAGCACCUGGUCCAGUCCAUAGCCAAGGCCUGCGCCGUAGACAGCGGCUCCUCCCGGCACCUCACCAACGGCUCCUGUUCGACGGAGCACACCAACGGCGUCGAUCUCACGGACGUCGACUUCGACUCCUCCAUGACGAACAGUUCUGAGGUGGAGACGCUGGCCACGCAGCCCCACAAGCUCCUGAUUCUGGAUGCCAGGUCCUACGCAGCCGCUGUGGCCAAUCGUGCCAAGGGAGGAGGUUGUGAGUGCCCAGAGUACUAUCCCAACUGUGAGGUGGUGUUCAUGGGCAUGGCUAAUAUCCAUUCCAUCCGCAAGAGUUUCCAGUCUCUACGCUUCCUCUGCACACAGAUGCCCGACCCUGCCAACUGGCUGUCUGCUCUGGAAAGCACAAAGUGGUUGCAGCACCUGUCUCUGCUGCUGAAGGCAGCUCUACUGGUGGUUAACGCUGUGGACCGGGACCACAGGCCCGUUCUGGUGCACUGCUCAGACGGCUGGGACCGAACCCCUCAGAUAGUAGCACUGUCCAAACUGCUGCUUGAUCCGUACUACCGCACCAUUGAGGGUUUCCAGGUGCUGGUGGAGACAGAGUGGCUGGACUUUGGCCACAAGUUCGCUGACCGCUGUGGACACGGCGAAAACGCCGAGGACCUGAACGAACGCUGUCCCGUCUUCCUGCAGUGGCUGGACUGCGUGCAUCAGCUCCAAAGACAGUUCCCAUGCUCCUUUGAGUUCAACGAGGCCUUCCUGGUGAAGCUGGUGCAACACACGUACUCGUGUCUGUUUGGCACGUUUCUGUGUAACAGCGUUAAGGAGAGAGAGGACAGACAUAUUCAGGAGAGGACCUGCUCUGUGUGGUCACUGCUCAGGCCUGCCAACCGCUCCUUCAGAAACAUGCUCUACUCCUCACACUCUGAGACCGUGUUGCACCCGGUGUGUCACGUACGAAACCUGAUGCUGUGGACGGCAGUGUACCUGCCAAGCUCUUCGCCCACCACGCCCUCAGAUGACUCCUGUGCCCCCUACCCUGUACCGGGUUCCAACCCAGAGGAGCAGCCUCUGGGCAGGCGGCCUAAGACCCGGUCUUUUGAUAAUUUGCCCAGUGCGUGUGAGGUGGGGAACACUCUAGCCCCUAACCGACGCUCCAGUGACCCCAGCCUGAACGAAAAGUGGCAGGACCAUCGCCGCUCGUUAGAACUUAACAUAGGGGUGGGGCCUGACGGCACCACUACUUCACAAGACCCAGAAGGGAGAGCCAAUAACCAGCCAGGGGCGGAGCAUACGGAAGGCGUGCCUGAUGGGGAAAACGAAGAGGAGAGCGUCAAUCACGCGAGACUGCCCGUGGGAGAGCAGGUCGAGGAUGCGGAGCUUUCCUUAACGAUGGGCGUGGCUGUCGGUCAGAUGGUAAACAUUCUCCAGGAGGCUACAAUAGAGGAGAACGCCACCGACGGCCGCAGAGAAGUUAAUCCGAAACUGGCGGAGGCUUACGGUGACAAUAGCCUCAGUGAUGCCGCUGACGAUCAGAAUGUCGCUAAUGCUAACUCUGCUGAAAACGAGACUCAGUUGAAUGGGAUCCUUCACGGCGUUGAGACACGGGAAAAUCCUAAUGUUUUAGGGACAUCAGAGGAGGGUCAGGUCAAUGGGAUCCGUCCAGAGGCUGUGAAUGAGGAUUCACAGGAGUCAACGAUUCAUCCCACAGGUAGUCCACAGGAACGGGAUACACAGGAGAACCAGGAGUCUGAGGAGUUAGCACAGGAGGUUAUGGAGAAGUAUAGCAUUCAGGAUGCACUUAAAACCCCUUCCCCCUUGAAUCCAACACACUCUGCUCCCUCAACCCACAGGACUAUCAGUAAUGGACAUGGGGAAAGGAGAGCAGAGGAGUGUCCAGAGGGUCCAGAGGCUGGCAGGUCUGCGUCAGAACCUGACAAAAGACUGUCCCUCUUGGAAAGCUCCACAGAGACGCUCACCGAGGACGGCGGGGUCAGGCCCGAGAUGCCGGGCCAGUUACCGAUCCCCAAGCCCCUCUCGGAACCCACGUGCCUCAAAAAGGCGUCAGGGGCGGAACCAGAGACAGAGCUCCAGGCCGCUCCCAGAACUUUAAACGGCACCAAGCGGCCGUCUCUCAGUGCCUUCCAGCCCGCCUCCAACGAGCCGCCCUACCCCGUCUGCAACGGCGACUCCUCUGACCAGGAACCCUGCACCCCGCAGUGGACGCGGGCCAACGGGGAACGCGAACGCGCCUCCCUGAGCCGACAGGUGUCGCUGGCCAGCUGCGGCUCGCUGACCCUCCACGCUCGAGGGAGCUGCUCGCACCACCGCUGCAUCCACGGCCUGCUGGGAAGACCGCCAGCCAGCCCAGAGGGGCCGACGCGGAGCCACCUGGACGACGACGGGCUGACGCUCCACACGGACGCCAUCCAGCAGAGACUGAGGCAGAUCGAAGCAGGGCACCAGCUGGAGGUCGAGACACUCAAGAGGCAGGUGCAGGAGCUUUGGAGCAGGCUGGAGAACCAGCACACCGUGGGCUCCACGCGCAUCAACGGAGACAUCGCGGACGAAGUGACCUCAAUCGCAGACUCAGACUUUAACCUGGACCCCAACUGCCUGUCGCGCUGUAGCACGGAGCUCUUCUCAGAGGCCAGCUGGGAGCAGGUGGACAAGCAGGACACUGAGGUGACCCGGUGGUACCCUGACCAUUUGGCUGCCCAGUGCUACGGCUGUGAGAGCAGGUUCUGGCUGGCCACCAGGAAACAUCACUGCAGAGGCAAGGAGCGUGUGGAAGAGGCCUGGAAUUGUGGGAACGUAUUCUGUGCCAGCUGCUGCGAUCAGAAGAUCCCAGUGCCAAGCCAGCAGCUGUUUGAGCCCAGUCGUGUGUGUAAGGCCUGCUACAGCACCCUGCAGCCCUCCACCACCCCCAUGGAGCUGGAGCUGGAAAAAACCAUCACGGCCAGCUCUAACUAG